Diatraea saccharalis (sugarcane borer) is the source of this 2159-nucleotide messenger RNA. NCBI's taxonomy places the organism in Eukaryota, Metazoa, Arthropoda, Insecta, Lepidoptera, Crambidae. The record is from the annotation of a GenBank genome assembly.
AAUUGUCAAAGUCAACCAUGAUUAAAUGAAGUGUUUGUUGUUUUUUCUUUAUAAAUCGAUUUUAUCCUGAUAGAUUAUGUAGCAAAGAACUCACUAUAACUCUCUGAUAAAUAUUGAAUACCACUGCUAUGCUAUGUACUUAAUAAUAAUAAUGUUUAAUCACUGACCGAUUCGUAUUUGUUGUCAUCGCAAUGGCCAACAAAGACUUUAUGGCGAGGAAUUCUGCCUUCAAUCCUUAUAGGUUGUGGAGAAAAGAAUUGGGUUUCGGAACUCCUGUCGGCAGUGGCGAUGCUUUGGCGAAAAGCCUUUAUUGUGGCAUGAAACCCAUCUCAUCUUGGGACAGUGAGCAAUCAAAUAGUCUGCCCACUGGAGGAGUAUAUAACCUUGAAUUUUCACCGGAAGGGUCUCUCUUGGUAGCAGCAUGUGAGAAAAAGUGCAUACAAAUAUUUGACCCUCUCACUCAUCAAAGGGUUCACUCUGUUCAUGGAGCUCAUUCAGAUUGUGUUAACUGUGUAAAAUUUUUAGACGGACGAAUGUUUGCAACUUGCUCAGAUGAUACAACAGUAGCAUUGUGGGAUGUGCGAAACUUAAAAAAAAAGAUAAGGUCACUGCUUGGGCACUCAAAUUGGGUGAAAAAUAUAGAAUUUUCCUUUAAAGACAAACUGUUGGUAACAUCUGGAUUAGAAGGCAGUAUUUACACUUGGGAUAUAAAUUCAUACACAGAAUACAAUUUGGUGUACCAGCGGGUGUUCCAUGCGUCAGGGUUGAUGAGGUGCAAGCUAUCACCUGAUGCUCGCCAAAUGGUUAUGUGCACAACCGGAGGACUCUUGGUUAUCGUACAUGAUCUCAAUCUGUCAACUUUAGCACAACAUUUACAUGGAUUUAAGCCCAACUUAUACAGGCUUAUGCAGAUGAGCCAACAAUUGAUUCCGAUUGCGGCCACGUACGAUCACCUGUUUGAUAGCAAUCGCAAGGAGAACCGCAUCGAGUUUGUCUCGGAUUUCCCUGAAGGAAAUGAUGCCAAGGUUGUGGGUUCCUUACAGAUACAUCCACAAGGAUGGAGUGCUUUAAGUAGAAAUAUAAGUCACGACGACAGAUCUGAGUGGUCGUGUAUUCACGACAUCCAGCCAUACUCAGAGCUUGAGGGCAGCGAUAAGUCAACGCGAGACGGCGUCGGAGCGCGCGCCCCUCGGCGGGUGCUCCCUCGGCGGCCCGCUCGGAGACUCCGCCCGCGUCUCUAUCGGCAACUGCUGCUGCAGCCCUCCGCUACGGCAACCACUCCCGCUCAAUCACAGUCUCCCGAAAACCAGAACGAAAGAGAAGAUGACAGGGAUGAAUCGGAGCCUGAACCUGGUCCCAGUGCGUCCAGAAGCGAAGACCCCGCCGCAGCUGCGCCUGACGGUUCCAGACUAUCACCGGGCCUGUCGAGUAUACAAAACGAUGUGUGGGAGGCUUCUAUCACCAUCAAACAACAUAGGACAUUACAAGAAAUGUACAGCAGGGGUCAAGUGGGCAGGAAUUUUAACAUGCAACGUAUAAUGGGAAUAAACACUGGCAUCACGCCGCCUAACCCGGCGGGCGCGGUCCGCCGCCCUCGUUACUUGUCCGGCCGCAUGUUCCUUGGCGGACUGCGAGACGAUCUACCGCUCAGACAUGACAGGCAACAAUCGUCGGCAUCGAGUGAGCCUCCGAGUAGGGAGCGACCGCCGCCGGGCGACGACCCCGACACCCCACACUUCAUCAGACAGAACAGAAACAGACUACUUUACUAUAUAGAGGAGACGAACGAAGGCAAAGGGUUCAUCAAGGAAUUGUGUUACUCGGCGGACGGACGGUUGGUUUGUUCACCGUUCGGCCGGGGCAUGCGUUUGCUGGCACUGAACGAGGACUGCAGCGAACUGUCGCAGACUGCUCGCUCGUUACGAGCGCCGCGCCCCCUCGCGGACGUGGGACAGAGUCUCGGAGUACACCAAGACUUGGUGGUCAGCUCGCGGUUCAACCCCAGAUACCAUAUGCUCGUCACCGGCUGUUUAGAGGGGAAGAUAGUGUGGUACGAGCCUUACAGCGGCGAGGCGCUCUACUAGUUACUUAAUAAAUCAAUAUAAAUAGGCAUUUUGUGUUUUUAUACCUUUUAUGCUAUAAAUACCAAAGAUAACGUA